AUGGCAGCCGCCGUCAUUUUGCGACAGUACGAAGAGAUUGAAGAGGAGGAGGAAGAGGAGGAGUUUGACAGUAGCGCUGGAGUUCGUGGCCAACAGCCUGUUAACUUCCUUGCCAUCAUACAAGCCAUCAUAGAGACCACUGUGUCAAGACCCACGCAUCAUGGCUUUGCCAAUGCUGUAUUCUGGAUAGCCCUUAGGCAAGAAAGCGCUUUCCCCCGGAUGUCCCCUGACCAAGAUAAACGUCAAGGUGCUUCCGCUGCUAAUAAAUUGAUAAUAUUUGCUGGAGAUGUAACAAAAUGGUGGCUAGGAGACAGGUCGCCACUAGACUGGGCCGAGUUGAAGAGAAACUUGCAUUUGAUCACCACCGAAAUUAUGCCUGGGUUUGUUCCAAUCCUCGAGAGAAUGGCCGACAAGUCCAAGGGAGUGAUAUUCCCGACGGUAUGGUACUGCUCAAAUGCACAGGUUUUCGGCGCCCAGCACUAUGAGAUCUCUCGAAUGAUCCUGAUCGCGGAGAAUCCUAAUAUAAGCAACGACCCGUAUUGCCGCAUUGCGCAUCGUAAGGUCGAAGCACAGGUUCGAUCGAUAGUGCUCAAAAUUUGUGGAAUCGGGCUAAGUCUCCAAGAGCUCUCGCCUGCAUUGGUUAAUGCCGUGAUUAGCGUCAUACUUUAUGGCGAGUAUUUCACGGACCUAAGGGAACGAGAGGCGUUGGAGGAUAUAAUUGAGAAAACAAAGGCCAUCCAUGCCUGGCCCAUGAGGAAACUACAUCAAGCGCUUAAGGCUAAAUGGGAGUUGAUCGAUAGUGAGGACUACUAA
Molecule: messenger RNA, 813 nt
Organism: Aspergillus alliaceus
Lineage: Eukaryota; Fungi; Ascomycota; Eurotiomycetes; Eurotiales; Aspergillaceae
Exons: 3
Coding region: 1-813 (270 amino acids)
Source: RefSeq, a predicted model, not a curated record